This is a messenger RNA of Diorhabda carinulata, 417 nucleotides long. Its product is annotated as complement inhibitor CirpT3-like. Lineage: Eukaryota; Metazoa; Arthropoda; Insecta; Coleoptera; Chrysomelidae. The record is from RefSeq and is a predicted model, not a curated record. The coding region runs from base 94 to 375 and encodes 93 amino acids. The transcript has 4 exons.
AAAUGUUGGCAUCACUAUAAACAGUAUCUCAAUUCGUUUAGAUAUUCUUGUGUUGAUAAUUUUUGACUUGUGCAUUAUUCAUUAGGACAAAACAUGUUUGUGAAAAUAUUAGCUGUCUUCCUAUGUAUAACAAUUGCACAUGUCAAUGCAGGUUGCAAGAAUAUCCCUAAAGUGGGUGAUUUAGAAGUUGGAGAAUCGAAAGCAGCGCAAGGAGAAUGCACCAUUGCAACUUGCACAGGAGAAGGAACUGUCGCAAUGAAAACAUGUCCGGAGUUUGUUGCAUUACCUCCCUGCAAACCUAUACAAGGAAACAGUGAACUGUUAUAUCCAGAUUGUUGUCCAAAAUUUGAGUGUCCUAAGGAAACUGAAAAAUAACGGUUAUAUUACUGUUUUGUGAAAAUAAAUCGAUAGAUAUAA